Molecule: messenger RNA, 7252 nt
Organism: Centropristis striata (black sea bass)
Lineage: Eukaryota; Metazoa; Chordata; Actinopteri; Perciformes; Serranidae
Gene: tg
Product: thyroglobulin
Exons: 49
Coding region: 1-7233 (2410 amino acids)
Biological process (GO): thyroid hormone generation
Source: RefSeq, a predicted model, not a curated record
AUGGCCUGGAUCCACAUCACCUGGAUCACCUGGAUCCUGAUCUGCUGCCCCACACUGCUGCAGGGCAGAGCCUCAGAGUACCAGCUGGAUUCAGAGACGCUCAGCCAAUGUGAGUUGCUAAGGGGCGUGGCUGUUGCCAAGCAACAAGGUGACGUCCCGCACUGCACACACGAUGGCAGCUUCAGGGCGGUGCAGUGCAGUGGGCGGGGCCAGGAGUGUUGGUGUGUGGAUGCUGGAGGGCAGGAGGUGGUCGGGACUCGAACCAACGGCUCUGCUCCUCACUGUGCGUCUCCCUGCCAGCGUCAGUCUGUCCUGCUCUGUUCUCCUUCAGGAGGUUUUGAGGAGGUGCAGUGUGUGUCCAGCAGGUCUGAGUGUUGGUGUGUGGACCAGGACGGUAUGGAGCUGUACGGGACCAGACAGAGGGGGGCGCCCCCCCGCUGUCCCGGCAGCUGUGAGGUCCGGUCCCGGCGCCUCCUGCACUCCCCCCGGCCUGUCUCACCUCCUCAGUGCGCCGCAGACGGGAGCUUCCUGCCGGUUCAGUGUAAACUCAUCAACACCACAGACAGGACGGAGCUGGACCUGCUGACAGCCUUCAACAGGUUCCCAGAAGCCUUUGAGGCGUUCAGCACCUUCAGACAGGUUUUCCCGUCAGUUUCGUCCUUCUGCUUCUGUUCAGACAGUCGAGGCCGCGAGCUGGAGGGCACAGGUGUGGAGCUCCUCCUGUCUGAGGUGUACGACUCGGCGUUCUCCGGUCUGCGGUCCGGUUCCUCCUUCUCCCAGACCAACAUCUACAGAGUCCUGCAGAGGAGGCUGCUGGGAGUCCGCCUCGCCCUCACCGGACACUUCAGAUGUCCGUCUCCCUGUGAGGAGGAGCAGCGAGGAGCGUUGGAGGCGUCCAGUGUUUUCGUGCCGUCCUGUGAGUCUGGGGGCUCCUUCAGCUCCAGGCAGUGCCAGCAGGGGGGGCAGUGCUGGUGUGUGGACCCCACAGGGAGAGAGCUUCCUGGGACACGACAGCUGGGAGACUCCCUGGUCUGUGGUUCUGGUCUUACUGACUGUCCCUCUCAGAGGCGUCUGGCUCUGUCCCGUCUCUUCUCCGGUCCUGUUGAACCUCCUUUCCGGUCCUCCUCCUCCGUCAGCCCCCCGGCCUCCUGUCGUCUCCUCCUGCGGCCCCUCAGGGAUCUCCUUCCAGUGGAGGCGGACCCCACCUCCUUCCUGUCCCUCCUGGUGGAGGUCCUCCAGGGCCUGUUCCCCUCGGUGGGCGGGGCCCUGCAGGCUCUGGCUCGCUCCUCCCCCCAGCGCCUCCAGGAGAACCUGUUCGGAGGGAAGUUCCUGAAGAGCGCCUCCUCCUUUAACUUCAGCGGGGCGGUGGGAGCUCGAGGAGCAGUCGGCCUGGAGCGGCUCUCCUCUCAGAGUACCAGCCUCCAGGAGAACCAGGAGCUGGUCCGGUCUGUGAGCAGGGCCCUGGAGGACCGCGGCUUCCUGUCGGCCCUCCAGCUCAGCCUGAGGAGCAGCAGGAGCUCUGACUCCUCCUCCCUGCAGGAGGUUCUGACUCCUCUGCUGCAUUCCUGCUCCGGAGACGAGGACGCCGCCUCCGUCUUCGUCCCGCGCUGCACGCCCAGCGGCGGUUUCCAGGAGGUCCAGUGUCGCCGUGGAGACUGCUGGUGCGUGGACGCUCGGGGUCAGGAGGUGGCCGGGUCGCGUAGCGCCGGCGGGCGUCCUCGCUGUCCGACCCGCUGCCAGACGGAGCGAGCGGCGGCCAUGAAGGUGAGAGGAAGCCUGGCGGCCGGCGCUCAGAUCCACGUCCCGGCGUGCUCCGAGGACGGAGACUUCCUGCCGCUGCAGUGCGUCGGUUCACGCUGCUUCUGUGUGGACGGCGAGGGGAAAACCGUGAGCGCCGCGUCAGCAGGCGGCGCCGCCACCUGUCCAAAGAAAACAACACAGAAGCUUCAGUCACCAGCAGGCCGCUGCUCUGUGGCGUUGGAUGAGGUAACAGCCUUCAGACAGGAAGUGAAGAGCGUCGUCGCCCUCUCUAACUCCUCCCACCUGCCGCUGGGAUACGGCUUCCUAUUGGCCGAGGGUCUACGUCUGAGCCCUGAGGAGCUCCAGAGCAGCCAAUCAGAGGAGGAGCUGCUGAUCUCUGAUAGGCUGCUGAGCCGCUCUGAAGCUGCUCUGCGAUUGGCUGCUUUCUCCACUGUCCAGAUGUUUCUGCCUGCUCAGCGUCGUUCCUACCAGCCGUUCACUCCGCAGUGUGACGCUGACGGACACUGGCUGCACACACAGUGUUACCACAGCACAGGUCAGUGUUGGUGUGUUGAUGAAGAUGGAGAGUACGUCCCCGACUCUCUGAGCAGCCGCUCACUACACCUGCCCAGAUGUCUGACUCGCUGUCAGAGAGCUCAGGCUCGCUCUCUGCUCUCUGGUUGGAUAAAAAGAUCUGACAUCAUCACCAGCGCGUCACCUGACCAGCCGCAGUGUGACGAGGACGGUAGUUUCUCGGUGCUGCAGACAGGGGGCGCUGCAGGCUGGUGUGUCAACCCUCUGACCGGAGAGACGAUGCAGACGGCGACCCCCAACCCCACGGGACAGCUGACAUGUCCCAGCUGGUGUGAGCUGCGAGGCUCUCAGUGUCGCCCCGACGGCUCCUUCAUCCCGCUGCAGUGUGAUGUCACUUCCUGUUGGUGUGUCGCCGAGGACGGGCAGGAAGUGGGCGGGACCCGAACGCCUCGACAGACCGGACGGACGCCGUCAUGUGACCGUCCUCUCUGUGCCGACUCCGCCGUUACCCAUGGUGCACUGGUGUGCCGCCCGGCCGCCGACGGUCGCCAGAGCUGUGACCUCAUCUGUCACCGUGGUUACCAGAACGCACUUCCUGCCAGCAGCUUCCUGUGCGGCUCUGAGAGUCGCCGCUGGGAAGAAGACAACAAGCCGCUGAGAGGAGCCUGUCAGAUCUCUCAGCCUCUCCAGACGGUGUCGUCCUCUCAGCUCUGGUCGUUGUCGUCGUCCUGUUCUCAGAUCAGCAGUUUACAGUCUCUGUUGUUCAACACGAUGACCAGCAGGGGGCUCUGCUCUGCUCAGCUCCCCUCGUCCGGCCGCUCCGUCUCGCUGUGUGACGACUCGUCGGUGCAUCUGCAGUGUGACGGCGGCGACGCUCUGAAGUUAACCAUCACCUGGACCGCACACCUGUCCGACCUCCCGACCUCUGACCUCCCCGACCUCCACGACAUCGGUCUGUUUCUGAACGAGUCCAGACUUCUGGAGGGCGUUCGGGGACUUCUGGCUAACAUCCCGUCAGUGCUGACAUCAGAACCUAAACUGGUUUCCAUAGCGACACCGAUCUUCGGCUGUUCCCGUGGUUACCGCCUGGACAGCGGCGGCGCCGGCUGCGUGAUUUGUCCCGCUGGGAGCUUCUCCAGCGAGGGGGCGUGUCCUCUCUGUCCUCAGGGGACCUAUCAGGACCAAGAGGGGCGGGACUUCUGCAACAGGUGUCCCCGAGGCUCCUCACCUGCCGGAGCAUCGACUGUCAAUCAAUGUGUGACAGAGUGUCAGAGGCGGGGCCUGCGGUGUUCAGAGCGAGGGGACUUCCUGCCAGCGCAGCCUGACUUCCUGUCCGGCAGGUGGAGGUGUGUCGACGGCGAGGGGGCGGAGCUUGAGUGGACCCGCAGUGACACGCCGCUGACUGAUGACCAGUGCUCAGUUCUCAGCAGGUUUCAGGCUGUUCCUGGAUCAGAUCUGACUGUCGGAGCUGAAGACGCUGAAGUGCUGCAAACAAUGACCUCUGACCUCACUUCCUGCGUCCAAGCGUGUGCGGCGGCGGCGUCCUGCCACCACGUGGCGCUGUUCAACAGACAGACCCAGUGUGAACUCUACAGCACACACACUCUGAACACACACUGCAACACCUCCCAGCAGACCAGAGGGUUUCUGGGUAAUCCUCAGGCCGAGCGCUUUGAUUGGCUGAGCUGCUCUCUGAGAGUGAGGGGCGGGGCUUCAGACCUGCUCGUCAUCAGGAAGAAAGGUGCCGUAAAAACAAACACAAACAACAAACAAGAGAUGCUCUUUGGGAGGAUGAGGAUGAUGAAGGUGGUCUCAGGUGUGUUCAGGUCUCAGGUGUUCUCGUCCAGGACUUCUUCUCUCUCUGACGCUCAUCGUUUCUGUGAGGACGGCUGCAGACGGGACGCCUGCUGCUCCGGCUUCCUGCUGCAGCACAACGCCGUGGACGGAGGCUCUCUGCUCUGUGGUUGGCUGAGAGCUCCGUCCGUCCUGAUGUGUGGGGAGCAGGACUGGGACGUGGUGGGACGGGGGACGGCCCGGCGGCUCUGUGGAGGAGUGGCCUACAACAAGCCCAAGAACAGAUUCGACCUCGACUUCGGAGGACAAAAGUUCAGCUUCGAUGCUUCGUCUCUGUCGGACGACAGUAAGAAGGCGAAGGACUACCAGGCCUCCAUCAUCAGCUUCCAGGCCCUCUACCUGCACACAGACUCUGCCGGCUCCGACUCUUCGUCCUGUGCAGCAGCAGAAGUGGCUCCUCCUCUGGACGCGUCGGUGCAGAUGAAGUUUGAGUCUCUGUCGGAGGACGACGUCCUGGUGGAUCCUGACAGGAAACUCCCCAGACUCUCCUUCUGGCUCAGCAAGAACAACUACGACUCCCAGCAGGCAUUGCUCUGGUGUCUAUCACGCUGUGAGGCGGAGCCGCAGUGCGCCCUCGCCGACCUCGCCGACCUCGCCGGCGGCGGCGCUCCUCCGGGGUUCUUCAGCUGCUCGCUGCAUCCAGACAGUCGAGUCUGUGGAGCGUACGACAAUCCUCUGAGACGAGCCUGCCGCACCGUGAUGGAGCGGGCCCCCAACAACACCUACAGCAGGAAGGUGGACCUGUCUGGACCGGUGAAGAGUUUCUACCAGAGAGUUUCAUUCCAGAAGAUGGUUUCAUAUUCAGUCCGCAGCAGAACCAGUCUGAGAGGAAACACACCGCUGACUGAGGGCUUCAGGCAGUGUGAGCGGCGCUGUGAUGAGGAUCCUUGUUGCCGUGGUUUCGGCUUCGUCCGGGACACCAAAUCUCCAGGUAACCAUGCUGGUGUGGUGUGUGUGUCUCUGGUCAGUCUCGGGGUCCAGACGUGUCCCGAGGACUCGUCGUCCUCCUGGAGGACUCAGGACUGCAGCGAGUCUUCGGUCCAGACGAGACCGGACCCGUUCGGCUGGUACCAGAAACCAGUGAAUCAGUGGACUUCGUCUCCAGAUCUGUGUCCUCCCUUCAGUCUGACGGGGACACAAGCGCCUUCGUCCUCGUGGCGUCUCCUGUCCGACGCCUCGCUGCUCGUCACGCCGUCUCUCUCUACGUAUGAUGUCAUCCACGUGAGCCGCGACAUCGCCGCCGACUGGGACGCCACCCGGGCCUGGUGUCUCCAUGCCUGUGAGGAGGCGGAGUCUUGUGCCGCGGUGGCGCUCAGCGAGGCGGAGUCCGCCACUCGCUGCGUCCUCUACCCCGACACCUCCACCUGUGGGAUAAGCCCCGCCCCCGACUCAGCAAGCCCCGCCCCCACCUGCAGGCUGGCCAUCAGAGAGCCCGCCCCCCAGGUGUACCUGAAGACAGAUCUGUUGCCGUCGGUUACCUCCGUCUCCGUCCCGGGCCACGGCGUGCUGCAGGGCGUUACCGUGGAGACGGCGCUGGGCUCCGAGCGGCGGGCGGUCGUCCAGUACCUCGGGGUGCCCUACGCCCGUCCACCAAUAGGAGCGCUCCGCUUCGAAGCAGCUCAGCCCGCUGAUUGGACGGGAACCUGGGACGCCACGAAACCACGUCCCAGCUGUCUCCAGCCUGGUGAUGUAGAGUCUCCAGCGUCCAGUGAGGAUUGUCUCUACCUGAACGUCUUCCGUCCUGCAGCUCUGAGGGGGCGUGUCCCAGUCCUGGUCUUCUUCUUCAACCCCUCAGCCAAUCAGAGCCCAGGGCUGCUGGAUGGCUCCGCCCUGGCUGCGGUGGGGAACGUGGUGGUGGUGACGGCGAGCUACAGAACGGCAGCGCUGGGCUUCCUGAGCACAGGCUCCUCCCCCCGUGGUCUCCGUGGUAACUACGGGCUGUCGGACCAGGCAGCGGCGCUGCGUUGGGUCCAGGCCCACGGCGCUCUGCUGGGCGGAGACAGCAGCAGGGUGACGGUGGCGGCGGAGCGGCGAGGAGCUGACAUCACCAGCCUCCACCUCCUCUCCUCCUCCUCUCCUCCUCUCUUCCACAGGAUGAUUCUGAUGGGAGGCUCCCUGUUCUCCUCCUCGCUCCUCCAGACCUCCUCCUCCUCCCGCCGGCUGGCGCUCGCCCUCGCCGCUGACCUCGGCUGUCAGACCUCAGACGAGGAGCAGCUGGCCGCCUGCCUCAGAGCGGCGCCCGCCCAGCGCCUCAACGCCGCCCAGACCAGACUGUUGGCGGUCAGGGGACCGUUCCAGUCCUGGUCCCCGGUCCGUCCGUCCGUCCCCCAGUCCUCCCUCCUCGGUGUGGACCUCCUGCUGGGGACGUCGGAGCUCGACGGGCUGAUCAGCCGAUCCCGCAGGAUAAAGGACUUCGAGGCUCUGCAGGGCCGGGCUGACGGGAAGACGGCGUUCUACGAGGCUCUGAGUCGCUCGCUGGGCGGAGCUUCAGGCAGCGAGCUGCUGAAGGAGGCGGCGGCCUGGUUCUACUCUCUGGACCACAGAACCUCACCAGCCGGGUACAACCUGUUCUCCAGAGCCCUCAACAACGCCACCAGGGACCUGUUCAUCGUCUGUCCCAGCCUCCAGAUGGCGAGCCGCUGGGCCGACAGCGGCGCCAACGUCUUCCUGUACCACCAGCCGGCCGCCGGCUCCCCCAGCAGGGCCGAGCCGUCCGUCCCUCUGGACCUUCAGCUGGUGUUUGGGACGCCUCAUCAGCCAAUGAGCUCGCAGCGUUUCACCUCCUCUGACCGGCGCCUGUCCCUGGCCCUCAUGACCUACGUCUCCAGCUUCAUCAGGACCGGGAACCCGAACCCGUCUGAGGGGGGGGGAGCAGCUCUGCCCCGCUGGCAGCAGGUUCUGUCCUCUGAGGCCCCGCCCACUUACCUGGAGCUAAGCCCCGCCCUCCGACAUCGUCAGGGGCUCAGUCAGAACGCCUGCUCCUUCUGGAGCCAGCUGGGGACCCGACUGAGCAGUCUGAGCGGUGAGUCGGGGGCGGAGCCUCUCCAGCUCCAUGUUGCUGCUCCAUCCAGCCAAUCACAGACCGAGAAAGACGCCUACAGCUAAACUGAUGACAUCAUCAUCA